AUCAGUGUUCCCAUAGACGCAGAGCGAAACGGUCGCGCGCUCGCCGAACUGUGUUCUGAAUUCAAAAUCUGAAGUGACGUUCUGUGUUGUGAUACCGGUUUUUGGAUUUGUAAGCUGCCAGUUAUAUUCAUCAAUAAACCAACUAUGUUAUAGCCGCUUACAGUGACCGAGAGUGUAGUGAGCUUCCUCUAGUUUAUUAGUGUACUUAAGUGCAAAUAAAAUGGGUUGCAAUACAAGUGCGGACGCGAAGGCGGCGAAAGAGGAGACCGGGGCAAAUGGAGCACAGGGAAAAGAGAGUUCUGAAAAGAAUAAUCAGAAUCACACGAAUGCUGUGCCGGCGAAGGGUAAAGACGACAAAAGCCCUACCGAAGAGGAAGCAGCGACCAAGAUCCAAGCAGCCUUCCGCGGACACCAGACCAGGAAAUCCAUCACCAUGAAGACCAGCAAGCCCCAGCAGCAGCAGCACCAGCAGCAGCAGCAGCAGCAGCAGGAGCCGGAGCCCACCCGCGCCGAGCUGGAGGCGGAGUUCCGUGCUGACGACAAAGACCUGUGCAACGCCGCCACGAAGAUCCAGGCGUCGUUCCGCGGCCACCAGGCGCGCAAGGUCACCCAGGCGGAGAAGGACAAAGAAAUACAGGAUUUGCAAGAUAAGGAAGACAUAGAAAAGAUCGAUCUCACCGAUCCCAACCUGAACAAGGCAGCCACCAAAAUCCAGGCCUCAUUCCGCGGCCACAAAGUCCGCAAGGAUGUCCCCAACUAGGGUGACCAUGAGUCUCUGGCUUCAAGUCUCGGCUUUACUUUCUCCUGAACCACUGCGUCUUCAAAACUCUCUUCGACGAGCUUUUAUGUAGCUUUAACGACCUUGUAGAUGAAUUUCAGAUUUCCGAAGGUCAAUUUCAGAUUUCUGAUCAUUAGCUUACGUAUUUUAUCUUAGUUUUUACUUGCUUUAAGAU
Cydia amplana is the source of this 953-nucleotide messenger RNA. RefSeq names its product sperm surface protein Sp17 (gene igl). Lineage: Eukaryota; Metazoa; Arthropoda; Insecta; Lepidoptera; Tortricidae. The transcript has 5 exons. Gene Ontology annotation, molecular function: calmodulin binding. Bases 221 to 760 code for a protein of 179 amino acids. The record is from RefSeq and is a predicted model, not a curated record.